Molecule: messenger RNA, 1227 nt
Organism: Symbiodinium natans
Lineage: Eukaryota; Dinophyceae; Suessiales; Symbiodiniaceae
Source: the annotation of a GenBank genome assembly
AUGCUUGGUGAGCGGGUGGGAAAUGCGAGCCUCUGCUGCAGCUGCUGCUGGUGGUGCGCAGCUGUUGCUGCGGGUAUCGCAGCCCACAACUGGGGAGACAUCUCCAACAAGGCAAAUGCCUGGGACAUUGCGACGAUGUGGCAGCAGACGACCUGCCAGAUUCUGGCUUCCGGCGUCAGCUGCACCGACAAGGACUCGGGAAGCGCCUGCUUUGGCUACACAGGAGGCACAGCGCCGUCAUCGCAGCCUCCCGUAUUCCUGACGGAGCACAUGGCGACCUGCCCAGGAAGCUACUGGUGUGCUAAAGAGGGGGGCACGUGCCACUGCAACGGGGAGAUUACGUACGCCCCGGCGCUCUUUGAUGGCCACAUGUACACGGUUCCGUCGGCCGAGCAGGCCUACAAAGUAGCUUCCAGUUCUUCUUGGCAAUGUGGGACGGACCAAAGCGGGAAGCCCUUUUCUGUGGACCCUGCUCCGUGGCGGGCGAAACACUGUUGGUGUACACCUCAGAGCAUCCUGGACAUUCUGAAGCAGGAUGCUUCGGGCCUCCACAAGAAAAAGUGCUCCGAGGCAUCAAAUGCUGCCUUCGAGCAGCAAGGCCGGCGCCUGUACCAGGAACCACCAGUGGUCAAGGAUGCCGAUGCGAAGGAGGACGAGGAGGACGAGGAGUACGAGGAGAUGACCGAGAGUGAGCAGGAGGUUGAUGUGGCAACGCCCCGGCGCCUCACGGACGUCAUGUACACCGCCCGUCGGCGACGCACUUUCAGCUACACACCUUGGGCCCUUGUCUCCUUGCAACCGGACAGUGACAGACUGGAUGGCGACAGAGACGGCGCCAAGCAGAUCAGCUGCGCCUAUGAAUUUGGAGUGCCGGCGGCUUCCUCAGCGCUUUACACAUCCAGCGGGCCCUAUUCUGGAGAUGUCUGGAAGGCGGAGCGCGUCGCGAAAGCAUGGGGAGACGUCCCGACUCGCCCCUGCUGGGUACGAGUACGCAGCGAAGCCGGAGAGCGCUUGGCCAAUUGCGCUGUGGCCCUCGACAAACCUGGCACACUCAAGGACCAAGCAAAACGGAAGAUGGAGGUUGCUCAGAUCUGUCUGUGGAUUUCUCUUGGUCUGGCAGUGCCUUGCACGUGCUGUUUAAUUUUCCUGAUCUAUGUACGAUCCGGCAACGAGAGGCAGGCUCAACAACAAGGCCUCAUGAACAACAUGCAGCACCAUCGUGACUAG